AUGGGAGGUAACGAGAGCAUGGUUACAGAGAUGGAGAUGGACGUGAUCCCCUGCCGGGCUGAAGCCAUGGUGACAACAAAGAGUUCCGCGAAGAGAUCAGAUCGACGGAGUGACGAGGAGACAGCUGACUCGGCUGAGGAUUCAGAAAAUGUAGCAGUGUGCCCCAUGAAGGAUGAUCGGUUGUCAGGACGCAAGAGGAGUAGCAGUGCUGAUGCCUGCAAAGUGUAUCGGGAUGUAAAGUAA
This is a messenger RNA of Protopolystoma xenopodis, 243 nucleotides long. Lineage: Eukaryota; Metazoa; Platyhelminthes; Monogenea; Polystomatidea; Polystomatidae. The record is from the annotation of a GenBank genome assembly.